This is a messenger RNA of Giardia duodenalis, 936 nucleotides long. RefSeq lists its product as uncharacterized. The coding region runs from base 1 to 936 and encodes 311 amino acids. The transcript has a single exon. The record is from RefSeq and is a predicted model, not a curated record. NCBI's taxonomy places the organism in Eukaryota, Fornicata, Diplomonadida, Hexamitidae.
AUGAAGAUUACUCUGCCUAACGCUACAAACGCGGACUCACUUAAAGUCCUUCCUCGCUUGGAGGAUCUCGUUUAUAUAAAGCGGUCAGGCGUCUAUGAAGGAAUGGGCCAUCCAAUUGUGGUUAUCAUGUUCAAUAGCAGAUCCAAUUUCUCUCAAGACUCCUUGCGUGUGAUCGCGAAUGCUCGUGAACUGAUGCCAAUGGUCUACUUCCUCGCCAUCUCUAUUGAGCAUCCGACCGAUUUACAGGACACCGUGCAUAAAAUUUCGUAUCUUCAUCGCAUUAGCGUUGCUAGUGAUGUCCAAGGCUGUUUUGCAGCAUUCAUGAAGCGAAAUGGUAUUACUCUUCUCCCAGCAACAAUGGUAUUCAACCACAUGCAGCGACUUGUUUGGUCUGGGCAUGCGCAAAGCCAGAACUUCGUGUAUGCGCUGCAGAGGCUACGGGUGUCAUGUAAUCUCUCCAUCCCUCCUAUCUUAACAAAUGACGUCCUUCAGCUUCCCAUUUUCCCUGUUUCGGAGCGUGUCACACGUCCCUCAUGGGCCUUUAGUAGCAGGGGUUCCGGCCCUAAUUCCAGCCACACAUCAGACGAGCACCUACGACAUAGUGUAAGUGGGAGUGACCGUGUCUUAGAUCCACUUCCUACGCUGGCAGAUGUUACCAGAGCACAGAGUACAUCACAGCACGCAGCAUCUAGAGCGGCCAGGCCGCUGAACUCGCAAUCUCUUGUUCAGAGGUCGUCCAGCAACUUCCAAGUCCGCCAUUCUGGCCCUGCCGACAGCCUCAACAAGGUCUUCGGGGAAAUCCUUAUCCACAGCGAUAGAAUAUACCCUGCUCUCCCUUACAAGCCCUCCUUUAUUCCUGAUAAUCCCAUGAACGAUAAGAUGGGACUGGAGCGGCUCUUCAACAUGUCUAAUAGGCUCCUCUGCAAGAUCAAGUGA